Selaginella moellendorffii is the source of this 608-nucleotide messenger RNA. Its product is annotated as GPI-anchored protein LLG1. The coding region runs from base 98 to 478 and encodes 126 amino acids. The record is from RefSeq and is a predicted model, not a curated record. Lineage: Eukaryota; Viridiplantae; Streptophyta; Lycopodiopsida; Selaginellales; Selaginellaceae. The transcript has 3 exons.
GAGUGUGACGAAUAAAUUCAUCUCCUCUUUUCCACACCUUUACCCAUCGCCGCUGCGAUCUCUUCGCUCGAUCCAUCGUCUCUCUGCGAGCUUGGCCAUGGCUUCCUCGACCCAAAUCGUCCUCCUCCUCCUGGCGCUUGUCUUCGCAGCGUUUCUACACGAUGCCCACGCCUACACUGCCGGAUUCGAGAUGAGCGAGGCACAAGUGACUGCCGCUUCCAAGAGCUCCACAGGCUGCGCCACGGAUUUCUCCAAGGUGGACUACGCCGAGGUGACGAGCGUUUGCAAGGGACCCCAGUAUCACCAGGAGGCGUGCUGUGGCGCGUUCAAGAAGAUGGCUUGCAAGUACACGACCCAAGUGAACGAUUUCUCCACCACUUGCCCGGUCGAAUUCAUGGCCUAUCUCAACUACGCUGGGAAUUACCCCAAUGGCGUCUUCGUCGGGCGAUGCAACAGUGGCAGUAGCCUGUGCUCCUAGAAGAUUUGACUAUGGAUUCUUCAUAGAUCAAUCAAGCUCUUGGAUCGAUCGCUCGAUCCAUAGAUCCCUCCAUUGUUUUGCUUGAUAUUAUUUCUAUCAUCGAUUGAUAUAUGCAAGAAGACUAUAAGCC